AGCCCUCGGGGCGGGGCCGCGCGGCGGCGCGGAGCUGCUCUCGCGUCCGCUGUGAGGCUGUGGAGAGCUGCUCGGCGCGGCCGCGUUGCAGGAUCUCCGUUUCCCCGCGAAUAAGAAUAAAAGCAUCUGGACAACUUGGGGAAGAUAAAGUAUAUUCAGUUAAGUUGCUGACCAGGAUAUCCAGAAAGUAGGAAAUGCACAAUUUUGAGGACGAGUUAACAUGUCCCAUUUGUUACAGUAUUUUUGAAGAUCCUCGGGUACUACCAUGCUCUCACACAUUUUGUAAAAAUUGUUUGGAAAAUGUUCUUCAGGCAUCUGGUAACUUUUAUAUAUGGAGGCCUUUACGAAUUCCACUCAAGUGUCCUAAUUGCAGAAGUAUUAUUGAAAUUGCUCCUACUGGUAUUGAAUCUUUACCUGUUAAUUUUGCAUUAAUGGCCAUUAUUGAAAAGUACCAGCAAGAAGACCAUCCAGAUAUUGUCACCUGCCCUGAACAUUAUAGGCAACCAUUAAAUGUUUAUUGUCUACUAGAUAAAAAAUUAGUUUGUGGUCAUUGCCUUACUAUAGGUCAACAUCAUGGUCAUCCCAUUGAUGACCUUCAAAGUGCCUAUCUGAAAGAAAAGGACACACCUCAGAAACUGCUUAAACAGUUAACUGACACAUACUGGACAGAGCUCACUCAUGUUAUUGAAAAGCUGGAAGAACAAAAAUCUCUUUCUGAGAAAAUGGUCCAAGGUGAUAAGGAAGUUGUUCUUCAGUAUUUUAAUGAACUUAGUGAUACAAUAGAACAGAAAAAAAAAACUUUCCUAACUGCUCUCUGUGAUGUUGGCAAUCUGAUUAAUCAAGAAUAUACUCCACAAAUUGAAAGAAUGAAAGAAAUAAGAGAGCAACAGCUUGAACUGGUGGCACUGACAACAUCUUUACAAGAAGAGUCUCCACUUAAAUUUCUUGAGCAAGUUGAUGAUAUCCGCCAGCGUGUGCAGCUCUUAAAACAAAGACCACUCCCUGACGUCCAACCUGUUGAGGUCUAUCCUCGAGUAAGCCAAAUACUGAAGGAAGAUUGGAACAGGACAGAAAUUGGACAAAUUAAUAAAGUUCUAAUUCCUGAAAUGAAGAUUUCUUCAAAAAAGAUGUUAUGUUCUUGGCCUGAAAAGGAUGAAAAAGAAGUUGAACUUAUAAAACUUUUAAAUAUUGCUAUAGUUACGCUAAUUUCUAUGAUAUUGAUAGUCAUACUCUUUUUCAACCAACACAUAAUAACUUUUUUAAGUGAAGUCUCUUCAGUAUGUUUUUCUGAAGUCUCUCUAUCAGUUUACCAAAGUUUAUCUAAGAAUUUUCAUGAUUUAGAGACUGUACUGUCUCAUACUUUAUACUUGUUGAAGGAAUUUAUCUGGAAAUUAGUUUCUCAUUGAAAACUUAAAAUUGUUUAAAUGGGCUUAUUCUGUACAGCAGCAACUAAGCAUUGCUAAAUGGAGAAAUGGGUAGCACAAACAGCAAACCAAACUAGUUACAACAAAUACCAAUAUAUAGAAAUGUUAAACCUUUUAUGCUUCUGUUGGAUAGAAUGAUAUGUCAAUAUUAGAAAUGACACAGAACCUGGAACAUAUUUCAGAUCAAGUCAGUAUUAGAAAACUAGAAUAAGGGGCUGGCGUUGGUAGCAUAUUGGGUUGUCACUACCUGCAGUGCUGGUAUCCCAUAUGGGCGCCUGUUCAAAUCCUAGCUGCUCUACUUCCAGUCUAGCUCCCUGCUAAUGGCACUUGGGAAAGCAGAAGAUGGCUUGAGUCCUUGGGCCCCUGCCACCACGUGGGAGACCCAGAAGCAUCUUCUGGCUCCUGACUUCUGCCUAGCACAGCCCUGGCUGUUGCAGCCAUCUGGAGAGUGAAGUGAACCAGUGGAUGGAAAAUCCAUUCCUCCCAUCCCCCCGUAAUUCUGCCUUUCAAAUAAAUCUUUUUUAAAAAAGAAAACUAUAAUAAAAUGUAAUAAUGACUUUAGUGUUCAUGUUAUUCCUAUUAUUACUGACUUGAUAGAGGUAGAUUUAAGGCUGUUGUGACUUAUAAACACUUUUGUAUCUGUAUUGUCUUCUACUAUUAAUAUACUUUACUGGUUAACUUUGCAAUUCUAGCAUUCAGAUU
Lepus europaeus (European hare) is the source of this 2126-nucleotide messenger RNA. It is a transcript of the gene TRIM59, whose product is annotated as tripartite motif containing 59. The transcript is spliced from 3 exons. Gene Ontology annotation, biological process: cilium assembly. Lineage: Eukaryota; Metazoa; Chordata; Mammalia; Lagomorpha; Leporidae. Gene Ontology annotation, molecular function: zinc ion binding. Gene Ontology annotation, cellular component: intraciliary transport particle B; centrosome; cilium. The record is from RefSeq and is a predicted model, not a curated record. The coding region runs from base 195 to 1406 and encodes 403 amino acids.